AUCCAAAACCAGCUUUGUCUCAACAAGUUCAAUGUUGCAGAUCAAUGUUUUUUAUUUUUUUGAAAAAGCUAAACUGAAAUUCAUUAAAAAUCAAACUAAACAUAAAACAUGUUUAGCAUGAUAGAAAAUAGAUACAAUUUAUGAAAAAGCUCUAGUGCACAUUUUUUCAAACACCUGCAAGGGAUACCAACACAUCCUGAACAGAAGAACUAUAGCAAAAUCUCUUGAAAUCAAUAAUCGCCAAUCCCAAACCAACUAGGAGAACCACACAGAUUGCAAUCAAGAAUUGUCAUCAAAAGCAGAAACAGAACGCUUGAACCAGAACUAGAGUCGCAACAUCCAGAAACAGAACCAAUGCCAAAGAAGUAGAAAGAUAGCACGUUUUUAAAAUCCAAACUCCAAUGCCUGAUCAAUCACGAAGGUCGGAAAUCGUAUUCACGAAGGCGGGCGGCGACAAUGAAUCAGGAACCCAAUCGGUGGGUUGUGAUGCGGAAGAUGCAGCGAAGCUUUCUAAAUCAGUGUCCCCACAGCGGUAGAUCUGGAUCUGGGUCGAGCGCGCCGGUCUGCAGUUGUGGUAUUGUGGUUGAGAUUUGGGAGUUCACUGGAUCCCGGUGGAUGGCAGCGGUGUUGGUGGCACUGACGGCAUGGAGGCAGAGAGGAGCGUCGCGGACUCCGCUCAAUCUUCAAUGUGAGCACAACUAGCACAUCCAGAGAUUGGAGAGAGAUAGGGUUAGGGACACGUGUCAGCAUUCAAUUGAACAGCCGAUACAGACACUAACAUAAACCUAUUGCCAAGUUUAGUUCAACAACGUAGAAAUGCUACAAAACCCAAGAGUAGUGCGAUAUUCCGCUCAGCCAUUCAAUCCUCCAACUCGCAUGGCAACACCAUCACUUUCUCCAUUCCAAUUAAUACCCACUUCUCCAUCUUUUCCAAUCCUCAAACAACAAUGCAGAUUCUCACGUAGAGAGCUCACCAUCUUCAGCAACUCUUGCUUGCUACUACUCUUGGGUGCUCAGGCAAGAGCAGAAGAGAAUUUGACUUUGGCAGAAGAAGAUGUUGGUAACACAAGUAACAGCGAUCAACCAGAAGAGAAUCUGACUUUAGCAGAAGAAGAUGUUGCUAACACAAGUAACAGUGAUAAGCCAGAAGAGAAUGUGGCUGUCACUCCCAGCUGCACUGAAAGAAAACCUACAAAACAAGUAUUCUUAGACAUAUCUAUUGAUGGCGAACCUGUUGGUCGCGUUACUAUAGGGCUCUAUGGAGAUGAUGUCCCUGCAGGAGUUGAUAGGUUUAGUAAGAUUGCAAGUGGAGCUGCUGGUAUUAGCUACAGAAGAAAGGAGUUUGUCAAAAUAAUGCCCAAUUACGUUCAACAUGGUGGCCUGAGAUCGUAUGGGGUGGAUGCUGAACUUGCUUCGAAGACAGGUAGCAACUUGGGAACUAGUAGACUUGGUGAGGAAUGGGAAAGGGAGUAUGAGAGAUGUCCUGGGACUAAAAAUGUGGCCGGAAGUGUAGGCAUUAUUGUGAGAAACCCAUCAAAACCGCCUCCAAAGUUGAAGCUUAUUGCAAAACAAGGGAAGCUGGAGAUUGAUGAAGAAGAAGUAGGAAAUGAUCCCAAUGGGACAGAAUUUGUCAUAGCUACGAAGGAUUCGCCAGAAUUGGAUGCAUCGACUCUGGUAAUUGGAAGAGUAAUAGGAGGGAUGGAGGUUGUGCAGAGGAUCGGUCUAGUUAAAACCGUACAAGAGAAUACAGGAUCUCCAUAUUUUAGGGUGGCAAAGCUAAUAGGAGACAAGAGAGCUGUUGUAGCAGAAAGAGGAUUCAACCGCCCUUAUUCAAAGGUCAUUGUUACAAAUUGUGGUUUAAUGGAGUAACACAAAAUUGUAUUCACUCCCUUCUCUAGUUGAUUUCCAGUGUAUGUGUUAGAGAACAUAUAUCACACUCAUAACAAUCUCCAUUGUCAUUCAACCCUAUGUAACGUCUGCCAUUUGUAUUUCAAAUGAGGAAAAAAAAAUAUUACAGCUC
Glycine soja is the source of this 2020-nucleotide messenger RNA. Its product is annotated as peptidyl-prolyl cis-trans isomerase CYP26-2, chloroplastic. Gene Ontology annotation, cellular component: chloroplast. The record is from RefSeq and is a predicted model, not a curated record. Gene Ontology annotation, biological process: protein peptidyl-prolyl isomerization. The transcript is spliced from 3 exons. Bases 817 to 1869 code for a protein of 350 amino acids. Gene Ontology annotation, molecular function: peptidyl-prolyl cis-trans isomerase activity. NCBI's taxonomy places the organism in Eukaryota, Viridiplantae, Streptophyta, Magnoliopsida, Fabales, Fabaceae.